Molecule: messenger RNA, 2115 nt
Organism: Lepus europaeus (European hare)
Lineage: Eukaryota; Metazoa; Chordata; Mammalia; Lagomorpha; Leporidae
Gene: CATSPERD
Product: cation channel sperm associated auxiliary subunit delta
Exons: 21
Coding region: 1-2115 (704 amino acids)
Biological process (GO): flagellated sperm motility; sperm capacitation
Cellular component (GO): CatSper complex; sperm principal piece
Source: RefSeq, a predicted model, not a curated record
AUGCCGGUGUUGAUGCUGCUGCUGGCGGCGGCGGCCCUGCGGCUCCGCCCGGCGAUGGGGGCUGAGCCCCUGUGCCGCGUUCACGUGGUGAGGACAGGAAAGGUGUUCGAUGUCGCACAAGCAGUGGACGGGGACCGCCUGCACUUCUCGUCUUCGGCGCCUCGCUUGGUUAAGCACCCUUGCCACAAGAACUUAGGGCUGUAUCUGGGGAAGCAAGUGUUUCUCACGAGAGACAACUUCGAGAGCAGCCUUCUGCCGUUCACCAUCCCUGCCUCCAUGGCGGUCGGCGUGCCGGAAGUCACAUCCGCCCAUUUCGCCGGCCCCUUGCUGCUGCUGGUGGUGAACCGCCGAGUCUACACCUACGAUUAUAAAGACGGCGUCUGGGGCGCGGCGACAGGUGUGGACCACCCUGUGUCCCACGUUUCGGGUGACAACUGCUGUGAUUCUAGCAAAAUCUUUUGCGUGUCCGUCAGCCACACGGUCUUCGCGUAUUCCCACGGAGAGCAGGUGUCCCAGGCCAACGUGUAUUUCUCAGUCACCAGCGGGCAGAGUUUCCAGAGAUACAGCGUUGAAAGGCAGGCAGAGCUAAACGGGACCCUGGGCGGAAUCUUCUACUUCCACUCCUUGUCGCAGAUCGGGCUGCUCGCUGUUAACAAAGGGAAGGGCCAGUUCGCGUACUCACACCACCCCCUGAACCGCAGUCUGGGGCUAGCCUUCGACUACAACGGCACCCUCAACGUUCUCACCGUCCCGGGCCAGAGGGGCGUCCUGGUCUUCUGGUUUGAGAACAGCCUGCUGUUCUCGCCCAACGCAGGUCAGCUCAUCGACACCGUGCAAGUGUGGAAAGGAGAGCAGGUCCUUCACCCCUCCAUCUACGGAGCCAACAUCACCAUCCACAACAUCGCCGCCAAUGAGAACGAGCUGGCGGUCCUCACGCAGGAAGACCGCCUGUACUACGGGAGCCUGGGCAUCCUGUCCAGCCCCAUCAUCAAAAUUUCAGAGCAGCCCAUCUGGUCCCCGGAGGCCGCCCUGAUGUUCACCGGCACCGGGAUGCUGCAGGUCCUCACGCCGCUGCCCGACGCGGCGUUCCCGGCCUUCGACUUCCGGAAGUGCUCUGUGAACGUGCAGGCCGUCCUCAUGGACCCCAAGCUCCAGGUCGGCAAGUGCAAAAUUGAACUCCUGGACGGGUUGUUCAGACAGGAAAUGUAUACCAUCGACAUGAACAGCGAGCUGGAGCUGGAAGCCAUCCUGAUUCCCCGGCUGGGCACGUCUCCCAUCCCACUGGCCAUGGUGAGCAACCCAUACUCACUGGGGCUGCAGGCCUCCAUCUACGAGUUUGGCAACACUUUUGACGGCAACACCAAGUACAAGCUGGACAUUCACCUGAAGCAGCAGCAACUCUGGGGCAGGACCGACCCCAACUUCACCUCCAGCAUAAAGCGCCCGACCAUGUCCGCCUUGACCGUGGACGUAGCCAACAAGGAGAUCUCCUGCGUGGACAUGAAGCCGCUGUCCACACUCAUCUCCCUGGGCUGUGACCUGCAGAAGAGGAUCCUCGUACAAAAUGAGAUUACCGCUUGCUCCAAGGGCAUCCUGGACCCCGUGGAGCUGCAGGGGAACUACACCUACGUCAUCGAGAGGGAGUUCUAUGACCCCAGCUUCCGCGGGCACAAGGCCACCAAGGACCUGACCGUGGCGUACCCCUAUGAGGACCUGGGCUGCCCUCGCCUCGUCUACUACGACACGCCCUGGAGCCCCGUGGUGGAGCUGUGGCGCGGGGCGCAGUUCCGGGAGGUGGUGACGGCGGAGCACGUGCUGCUGGAGGUGAACGGGCUGUUCUCCUACUCCUACUCGCUGACCGCCAAGGCGGCGCUGUGCACGGCGCAGCCGCAGAACUGGAGCAGCGUCCUGGCCGCCAGCCCCGGCCGCGGGCCGUCCGCCUGGAACCGACAGAACUACGCCAGCUGCCACGACCCCAACAACAAGGAGCCCCUGAGGUGGCCGCAGGCCCCGUACGAGGUCCUGGGCGGCCGCACGGACAACCAGAUCAUCUUCGAGCAGCGGAACGGAAUCUACGUCUUCCACAUCGCCAUCGUGGACCCCUACUACAGGUGA